AUGAAUAUGGCAAUAUUAAAUAUUAUUCCUCCAAUUGUAUCGAUGGAUAUUAUUAUUAUGAUGGAUACUGCUAUUGUAAUUUAGAUCAUUAUAAUUAUUUAAGAUAUUCAUCCUUGUAGUGACGCUUAUCAUGAUUCUAUUUCUAGCUACACUUGCAGAUCUUGCUCAUAAGGCUAUAUUCUAAAAAAAGUGUAUACAUAGUACAAUGUAUAUCGUUGUUUUUAAUUGGAUUGGAAUUGCGGCUUCUCAAGUUAAUCAAUGUUAAUUAAUUAUCAAAGUGGUGGAUAAAUAUAUUAUUAUACAACAUGUACUUUAUGCGAUCCAGGAUUUUUGUAUAACAAGCAAUCGAAAAAAUGUGAAACCAUAAUAUCGAAAUAUUAAAUAAAAUAUUGUAUUUUAUUGGAUUCUUAAGGAAUUAAUUGUAUAGCUUGUUAGGCAUAGUAUGCUUUACAAUCAGAUGGCACAUGUAAAUAAAUAAUAGGAUACUGUAAUUCAAGUUGUUCUACCUGCUUGGAAACUAAUCUAAAUUAUUGUACCUCUUGCAUUGGUUGGGAGAAUAGAAUUGCAAUAGAUGGUAUCUGUGUGUGUAAACCAUACCAUGGUUUGAUAUAAGAAAUGUGCACACCUUGCUCAGAUGGCUAUUGUUUUGAUUGCGAAGAUAAUGAUUUUUAUUCCUGUAUUUCAUGUAAACCAGGAUCAAAUAGGAUUUUAGUGAAUACAGAAUGUAUUUGUUAACCUCGAUCAUAUGAUCCUGGGAACCUUGAUCAAAAAUGCAUCGUUUGUGAUAUAUCUUGUCAAAAAUGUAAUGGUCCAUCAUAUGCAGACUGUACUGAAUGUAUAGAGGAAAGCUAUUCAAACAGAGUUCAAAAUGCGAAUUUAUGUCCUUGCAAAACUGGAUAUGGCGAGUUUGCAAUUAGAGAAGCAUAAUGUGGAAAAUGCCAUCCAAAAUGUGAAACAUGUUUUCAAGCUGCUGAUGAUACUGAUAAUCAAUAUUGUCUCACAUGUAUACCUGGAUAAAAUCGUGAGGUUUCUGAAAAUUUUUAUUGUGAUUGCAAAGAAAAUUAUGGGGAUUUUGGAAUUUUGGUAGUUUGUGCACGUAUUUUCAUAAAUUAGACUUAGUUUGUCAUUAUACAUGUGGAACUUGUAAUGGGGUUGAAUCUACAAAUUGUACACAAUGCUUAAUUAGGUCGAAUAGAGAAUUAACAACUUUAGGAGAAUGCUUGUGUAAAUAAUCAUAUUAUGAUGAUAAUACAGAUAAUAUAGAAUGUUAAAGGUGUCAUAAUUCAUGUCUUUCAUGUGCAAACAGUACUGAAAAGGAUGCAUGUUUAGAAUGUCCAUCGAGUAGGACAUCUAUUUAAUCAGGUAGUUUCUUUGGAAUGCAUCUGUACUGCACCUAAUGCUUUUGAUGACGGAUUUUCAUUAGAAUGCCAAUAAUGUGAUGAAACUUGUAAACCUUGUGAAAGCCCUAUUUCUUCCAAACUGUCUGAACAUGCGACACACAAUAUAGGUAGUAUGAUUUAUCAUCAUGUGUUUGUCCUCCUGGAUAUUACGAUAUUGGAUAAUUAGAAUGUGCAAAAUGCCACUUUUCUUGUUACAACUGUUUCGAUGAGAAGGUAGAUAGUUGCAUUUUUUGUUCAUUGGAGUUUAGCUUUAGAAUAAUAAAAGGCAAUAUUUGUAAAUGUAUUGAUGGAUAUUAUGAAGAACCAGGAAUUUCUUAGUGUUAAAAAUGCUCAUAUAAAUGUGAAAAAUGCGAAAUAUUACCAGAGUAAUGUUUGA
Messenger RNA from Paramecium tetraurelia, 1776 nucleotides. RefSeq lists its product as uncharacterized. Lineage: Eukaryota; Ciliophora; Oligohymenophorea; Peniculida; Parameciidae. The transcript is spliced from 7 exons. The record is from RefSeq and is a predicted model, not a curated record.